ACCAAAAUCCUUGUUGAAAUAAAUUUCCAAAACAAAAAAUCUCAUAGUUCAAAGUAGUUAAACAAAAAAGGAAGAAAUAAAAAACCACUUUUUUUAUUGAUCAUAAAAAAACAUAAAUAGAACAUUUCAACAUUUUCCGUAGAAAAUUUUCUCUCUGAUGUGUUUCACUUCGAUUUUCUUCAACGCUCAAAAAUCAAAAUUCCCAAAAUUCUCAAUAAACCCUAGAUUUACCAAACCCAUUACGCAAUAAAAAAUUGUCUAGCUCCGAGGUUAUUCUUGUCGGUGUUACGCUAUGUGUUGUUUCUUUCUCGGAAAUUGAUGAUUAAUUUUUUUGUUUUUUCUUCUUUGUGGGGUUAUUGUGAAUAGCGAAAAGUAACGAACUUUGUGUUGAAAUCGAAGUGGGUGUUGAUUUUUUUUGUUGAGUAUGCAUAGAUCUGGAGCUACGAUGGCUUGGAACGUGUUCAAGUUCUGCACAGCUUUACGAGGACUUGGUUCGAUUAUGAUUCUUCUUGUUCUUGGUGUUGUUGGUGUUACUUAUUAUGCUGUUGUUAUUACAAAUUAUGUUCCUGCUUUGUAUAAUGGAGGCUUUGAUUCUCUUAUUGCUAUCUUGGUCUUGAUCUUGUUUCAUAGUUUGUUGGUUAUGCUAUUAUGGAGUUAUUUUUCCGUUGUUUUUAUCGAUCCGGGAAGUGUACCUCCGAACUGGAGACCAACAAUUGAUGAGGAGAUAGGAGAGGAAGAUCCAUUAGUUGGUUCAGAAUUCAGUAACGUUCAGUCUGAUCCGUCCAAUCAACGGAUCCGGUACUGUAGGAAGUGCAACCAGCUGAAGCCACCUCGAUGCCAUCAUUGUUCAGUUUGUGGGCGAUGUGUGCUGAAGAUGGACCACCAUUGUGUGUGGGUAGUUAACUGUGUCGGGGCACUAAAUUACAAGUAUUUCCUUCUUUUCUUGUUCUACACUUUCCUUGAGACGAGUCUAGUGACUGCAUCCUUACUGCCACAUUUUAUAGCAUUCUUUAGUGAUGGAGAAAUCCCUGGGACACCUGGAUCUCUUGCUACAACUUUUCUUGCUUUUGUUUUGAACCUCGCUUUCGCGUUGAGUGUGUUGGGAUUUCUUAUCAUGCACAUAUCGUUGGUUGCUGGUAAUACGACCACUAUUGAGGCAUAUGAGAAGAAAACUACUCCAAAAUGGCGUUACGACCUUGGCCGGCGUAAAAAUUUUGAACAGGUUUUUGGGAUGGACAAGAAAUACUGGUUCAUUCCUGCUUAUUCAGAAGAAGAUAUACGAAAGAUGCCAGCUCUACAAGGCCUCGAGUAUCCAUCAAAACCCGACUUUGAUUCCCAAUAGUUUAAAACCCUAAGGGCAUAUUUGGUUUAAGUUUAAUGUUUUCAUUUUCUAGUUUCACUUAAUUGCAAAACUGUUCCCGGUUUUCACUCCGUUUCUGGUUUAAAAAUUUUGUACCGAAAACAUCGUCUCGGUUUCAUGUACAAAUCUUUAACCUAGGAAACAGAUUGAACAUACCGGGACAGUUUAUAAAAAAAAAGUGAAAACAAAAAAAUGAAAUCAAAAAACAUAUUUCCAAACCAAACAGAAAGUGUACACAUUAUGUAACAAAAAACCUCUACUUUCACUCUUACAAAUCUGGCUUGUAAGUAAUCUAGUCUCCCGGCAAUUCAUCUACACAAAUAUACAGUAUGAUUUUUUUUAUAAUGUUAUCUAGAUUCUAGAGGUGCUUGUGUUAGGUUGAACUGAAGGGAGCAAUGAGGGGGGAAGUGUGGUGUGAGGGUUUGAGAGGCUAAUGUUUAAGUUUCUUAUAAUGUGAGGAUUUGUUCCCAAGCAAUGCAAUUCUCUUGCUUCUUUUUCUA
This is a messenger RNA of Trifolium pratense (red clover), 1860 nucleotides long. Its product is annotated as probable protein S-acyltransferase 14. Bases 425 to 1342 code for a protein of 305 amino acids. Gene Ontology annotation, cellular component: Golgi apparatus; endoplasmic reticulum. NCBI's taxonomy places the organism in Eukaryota, Viridiplantae, Streptophyta, Magnoliopsida, Fabales, Fabaceae. The transcript is spliced from 7 exons. Gene Ontology annotation, molecular function: protein-cysteine S-palmitoyltransferase activity. The record is from RefSeq and is a predicted model, not a curated record. Gene Ontology annotation, biological process: peptidyl-L-cysteine S-palmitoylation; protein targeting to membrane.